CGCGCCCCCUCCGGCCCCGCCCAGAGCCGCCAGGAGGAGCUGCGUGCAGACCCACAAUCCCCGCAGCCGCUAGUUACGAGGUGUCCGCUUCGCGCGGGUACCGCCGCCGCGACAUGUCGUUAAAGCCGAAGAGCCGGGGCCGCGCCGGCGCCCAGGCCGAGCGGGGUGGCGGCGGCGAGGAGGCCCCGAGCACGUCCCGCGGGCCGGGCGGCGCCGCGUCGCAGGGCGGCCGGCGGGCCGAGGCUCCCUCAGCGCCGGGGCCGCGGUCGCAGAAGCAGCUGGAGCUGAAGGUGGCGGAGCUGGUGCAGUUCCUGCUGAUCAAGGACCAGAGGAAGAUCCCGAUCCGUCGCACCGACAUCCUGCGGCACGUGGUCGGGGACUACAAGGACGUGCUCCCCGAGCUGCUGCGGCGGGCGGCCGAGCGCCUGGAGUAUGUGUUCGGGUACCGGCUGGUGGAGCUGGAGCCCCGGAGCAACACCUACAUUCUGGUCAACACGCUGGAGCCGGUGGAGGAGGACGCGGAGAUGCGCGGCGACCAGGGCACGCCCACCACCGGGCUGCUCAUGAUCGUGCUGGGGCUCAUCUUCAUGAAGGGCAACAGCAUCAAAGAGACCGAGGUCUGGGACUUCCUGCGGCGCCUCGGGGUGCACCCCACCAAGAAGCACCUCAUCUUCGGGGACCCGAAGAAGCUCAUCACCGAGGACUUCGUGCGGCAGCGGUACUUGGAGUACCGGCGCAUCCCGCACACGGACCCCGUGGACUACGAGCUCCAGUGGGGCCCGCGCACCAACCUGGAGACCAGCAAGAUGAAGGUGCUCAAGUUCGUGGCCAAAGUCCACAAUCAGGAUCCCAAGGACUGGCCGGCGCAGUACUGUGAGGCUUUGGCGGAGGAGGAGGCCAGGGCCAGACCCCAGACCGGGGUUGCGGCCCCAACCCCAGCCCCUUCCUCUUGAAACCUGAGACAGACUCGGAGAGACCCCGGGGAAGGGCUGGGGGUGGGAGGAAGCAUCUUGCUGUAACCCUUAAAUGUGUGUAGUAGUUUUAGGAUGUGUUUGCAAUCUUUUCUUCUUGUGAUAGUAUAAGUCACUUUGGUUCCGAAUUUUCAUUUAUAAAAAUAUUAAGGGAUGAUUUCUUUUGGUUUGUCUUACUGUCUGUAUUUGUUUUUAUUGGUAUAAAAAUCUUGCUAGCUUUAUAAAGCGAAUUGGAAAGUUUUGUACCAUGUUAUGGAAGUAGACAUUUAAAAGAAAGAACACGUCAAUAAGUUGCUUUCAUGCCAAGGAAAUAAAGCGAAGUGGCUCUUGUCUGGCCUCUGGACUACCCAACUCUGUAAGGAAAAAUAAAAGUCUAUAAAUUGAAAACUAAAA
This is a messenger RNA of Balaenoptera ricei (Rice's whale), 1364 nucleotides long. It is a transcript of the gene NSMCE3, whose product is annotated as NSE3 homolog, SMC5-SMC6 complex component. Gene Ontology annotation, biological process: negative regulation of transcription by RNA polymerase II. Bases 114 to 953 code for a protein of 279 amino acids. The record is from RefSeq and is a predicted model, not a curated record. The transcript has a single exon. Lineage: Eukaryota; Metazoa; Chordata; Mammalia; Artiodactyla; Balaenopteridae. Gene Ontology annotation, cellular component: nucleus.